Molecule: messenger RNA, 6279 nt
Organism: Gryllus bimaculatus (two-spotted cricket)
Lineage: Eukaryota; Metazoa; Arthropoda; Insecta; Orthoptera; Gryllidae
Source: the annotation of a GenBank genome assembly
AUGAGGGUCGUACAGGCACGAACUCGUAACUGGAGAAAGGACGGCACAAGCCGUAAGAAGGCCAUUAAAGAAGAAGUAGAGGACGUGGAAAUGGAUGACGACAAAUGCAACGCGGCGUCCGGCGCGGAGGGCGGAGGCGGCGGGCUGUACUUCCCGCUGGCGGAGCUGGCGCUGCGCGUGCCCCCGCAGGUGCCGGCCGGCGCGCUGCUUCUGCGCGUGCGCGCCCUGCGCCGCGACGGCCCCGCCUCCUCCUCCUCCUCCUCGUCCUCGCCCGCCGCCGCCCCCGGGCCCUCGCCCACCGCCGCAGCCUCCGCCGCUGCGCCCACCGCUGGCGCUGCGGGUGGCGGCGCUGGGUCGGAGCCCGCGCCCGGACAGGUGGCAUACAGCUUGCGCCAGCCGGCUGCAGACGGUACAGUGCUUUCAGUCAGCUCCAGCUCCGGGGAACUGCGUCUGGCUGACGGCGUGGCCCGGAAAGAUGGAGAAUGGCAGACAAAUGUUCUACUUCUUGCCACUGAACCUGGCGUUCCAUCAGCUGAACUUCGGCUCAACGUCACGUUGUUGCCCUCAGAUGGGAAAACCCUUGACUGUGACAGUCUCACACAGGAACUUUGCUUCUGGCCUGCAGCACUUUACGCGAUACCUGAAAAUCGUCCAUCAUCUCUUCUAGGACCUCUGGGUCCUCCUUAUUUAUCUGAGCUUUGCCCUCAACAUAACCUCUCUUACACCUUAGGCAAUGGACCUGCUUUAUCCUUUACCGAUGCAGAUACUUUGGAACCCAACAGUUACACUUUUACAGUUUUGAAUGAUGAUGCAGGGUUGUUUCUACUUCCUGAAUGUGCUCAGGAUCAAGCAGAACACUUGGGCAGAGAGCGAACAGCAAUCGCUUGCCGUUUGGAGGUUGCAAAAACAGCUAACCCCCCUGAAGGUAGAGACCCAUAUUCUAUUGUGAUGCAAGCAAAUGACACUUCCUUGGCACCUGGUGUUGCCCCUGUUAGUCAUGUGGAUGUAAUGAUAAAUGUUCACUCAGGAGCUGCACCCACAACAGAACCGACAAUGAUGAUGAAAAUGAAAAUGAUUUCUACGACCUCUAUGAUGAUGAAUCAAAUGUCUACCUCAGACAUGAUGACAAUGGAGUCAUCGAUGAUGACCACAGAUAUGUCUUCGAUGAUGCCUUUACUUCCUAUGCCUGAAUACCCUUCAAAGGCAAAGGUGCUGAGAAGUGCAACAGCUUAUGCUCGCGUGGUACAGCCAGAUGGUCCCUUAGCUGCAGCAGCAGAUGUCACAGCUUCUGGGCAACCUGCAUUGAGAUUUUGGAUACCACAAAAGGAAGAGCAUCACCCAUUGGAUGUCACACAAAGAGGUGGUAUUGUGUACGUGAGUGAUGCCACGGCUCUUCGAUCUGCUCCAGGAACUAUCAUGCUGGAGAUUAUGUGGAAUAGCACUAGUGGUGGUGGCAGAGGUGGCUCUGCCAAAAUUGAGAUAACACUAGACAAUUCUUCGUCAACAGAAUGCUCUCCUAAAAUGAAAAAGAGCAAAGAUACAAUGAUGAAAAAUGUCACAUCCAAGGAUUCCAUGGGGAAAGAUGAAAUGAACAGUACAAAAAUAAUGGAUAUGAAAGGUAUGGGAGGGAAAGAAAUGAAAAAUGACUCAAUGAAGGAUGAUCCCAUGAAGAACAAUUCGAUGGCAAAAGAUUCAAUGGGAGAAAAUUCCAUGACCAAAGGUUCUGUAGAGGACAUGAUGCCUAUGGACAAUAUGGAUAUGCCCCCUACUUGUGCUUCCAGAGGAACUAUGAAAUCCUGUGUUUCACUCUGUGGACUUGGUACUGGAGCAAAAGGAGGCCAAAAUUCUGCCUCUCGAGGGGGCUGUGCAUGGCGCAGUCGAAAAUCUGGAGCUGGCACACCAUCCCAACAAUAUGCUACUUGUUCACCUGAUAUUGCUACAUGUCCUGAUGGUGUAUGUGACCCUUUGGAGGAUAUGCAUCCUGGUCUUUGCCCUCAGGAUUGUAGCAUGAUGGAGUCAACAAGUGCCAAUGCAACUCGAGGUAUUGUUGGUGGUUCAGGGGUUUGUACCUGUGAUGCUACGGCUCGUUGCUCUUGUAUGUCUGCAACAAAACCACCCCAACACCCUUCUACAUCUGCCCCCAUGAUGCAGUCAACAGUAGCUGCAGCACCACUCAAUACAGAUUGUCCCAACAAAGGAGGCAGUCCUUCUUGUGGUGGACUUUGUCAACUAUUUCUGAUCCUGGUGAGCUUGUUAAUAAUUGCUGGUGUAAUUGCUAUUCUCUUGUGGCGAUACAAGAAGCGGCAUGGGUCCCUGUCUUGUCCCUCAUGUCCUGCAUGCCCUCCUUUACCAUGUACCUGUCCUCCAAGAUUCUGUCAAGAUUGCGCCUGCAAGAAUGAUGCCCUCUUCUCAUGGCUUCCCAAACGUCUGCAAAGGCCUCCACCUCCAGCAGUGGCACCAACCCCAACAUCACGUGUUUCUUCAGAGUUUGAGCAUUCUGGCCUUCAGUCUGUGGAUGCACAUCUGUUGCCAUAUGGAUACAUGGCUCCUUUGGGACAGCUGCACCCGAUGCAUAAGUGACGUCCGGGCUCGCCGCCGCUCAGUGGGUGUACAAACCCUCCGUUGCCCUUCUUAGGCCCUUUUUAGCCUGGUCUUGGGCUUCCGUCCUUACUAUGAAAAUUAUAGUGACUUAUCAACAAUUUGACAUAAAGUCAGGAGCCUGGACUUUCAAUUCAAUUUCACUUUGUAUGAUGAAAAGUAAUCAUUGGCAUAUUGGGACCUGCAAAACAACAUGUGUUGAGAGCUUUUGGUGAAAGGUUUAAAUAUUUGCCUUUUGUCUCGUUAGUGAAACUUCUAUGACAGUACAUACUUCACAUGUACAACAGAAUAAUUGUUUUUUAACUGAGCUAAAAUGUUUACUGGCAUUUUGAUUGUGUAAUGUCUAGGGCAAAAUAAAAUGAACAAAAUGAAGAUGAAUCAUUUGACCAAUUUUUAAUAGAUGAUUUGUCUUUAGGAAUGAAGGAAAUCAAAAGCAAAAUGUGUUUACUUGUAAUGCACUUUGAUAUUCAACGAUCUCAAUUUUGUAUUAUGGUACCCUAAGUUAUGAGUGACUGAGUAGAGAAAUCUUCUAAUUUAUAAAAUUAUUUAAUAAUUGUAAAAAGAAAGUUCGCCUUGCACAUAUGAAAUUCAGCAAGGUUAUUUGCAUUAUAUUUUACCCUUUUUUACUUUUUUGAUUUAUGAAGAGUGAUUUCAAUGAUACAGAAAAUGUUUCCUCCUUAUUGAGAUAUUUGUGAACUCAUAAUCAAUCUGUUUUGAUCCAAAAUUCAUGAGAACAGACCAUAACUAUUCACUUUUAUAAUUUUCACAUUAAAGAGAAAUGGAAAAUUUUAUACUAAAAUUGCAUUUACGAUUUUUCAUCCAUAAGAGUAUUUUUAAUGAAUCUAAAAACUACUGUGGAAGUUCAUUUUCCCCACUAUGCAAAGAGAAAAUGAACAACGUAAGUACUCUGAAAGAUUAUCACAAAUCUCACUUGCGUGCUCUUUUUUAUUAACAUAAAAUAUUUAUUAAAAACAAUUAAUGUCUGUCAUGAAACCCUAUAUUGUUACAGACAGAUAUACUAUUUUAUUUUUUGAAUUUCAAAUUAGAAAAUCAACGAAGAUUUGAGGUGACUUUCAGAAUGGAUUAUUCAAGACAAACAAAAUACAUUGGAAUUAUAAGUAAAUAUUUAUUUACCAUCAGAAUAAAGUGAAUCAAAAAUGUCCCCAAAACAAAAUGAAAUAAAUAUCUUCUCUAAUAAAUAUGUAUUUUAAUAUCAUGCAACCUGCAAGAAGAAUUAUUUUUCAGUAACACAUUCCUUUAAAUUUAGAAUUGUCUUAAAUUUGGGAAUAAGAACUUUGGUGAUGUUAAAUAUCCCUGUCAAAGUAUGUAAGGAGCUUCUGUAAAAUUUCUUAAAUGUAAUUCAGCAUUGAGAAAGCAAUAAGUAUUUGCAAUUAACUUUAACAUUGCAAUGUCUUCUUUAAACUUUGGUCUUCUCGAAAAUGAUUCCAGAUUGUUAAGACUUUUUAAUUUUGUUUACAAUACUACCCACUUGGUUCUUUUUCACAUGUCAAUUUUUCCUUGGAUUUUAUGUCAAUCAGUUUUAUGAUUCGCUCAGUAAGAAGGAUUUUUGUACAAACUAUUAGUAUCUUCGCCAAUGGUUAAUUCAUAGAUAUCUUUACUCAUGUAGUCUUUUUUGAGCUACAAUUAUUACCUAUCAUACAUUUGGGAGUUACUCAUUGUCUUCAAUAUUCUUCUUACAAAGAUAUGCUCUAGAUAAACAUUCCACUGUUGAGUCGUCCAUGUUUAAUAGUACACAAUUUACACAUAUAUCACUCAAAAUUUAGAAUAGGUAUGAGUGCCUUGACUAAAAUAAUUUCCCAGAGGCAAUGUAUUUUUGUUGAAUUCAGAGUAUGGUAUUUGAAAAAUUUUUAGUGCUGAUGACAUGUACUGAAUAAUUACAUCAAUAUGUUUCAAUGUUGCAAAAUCCCUGGUAUUGCAAGUUCAUUGUGUGCCCAAAGGGUUUUGUAAUAAGUGUAUACUCACCUUUGCAAUUUAUAAACAUUUGACUAUACAUAAAAGCCCAUGAUUUAGAGAGUCGCCUAAAGAUUUGAAACUUCUGCUAAAUAUGUUUUCCUUAAUGAAAAAAAUUAAACAAUGUAAUAAAAAUGAAAAUAUUAGAACUUACAUAUCAUUCUUUCGGUAUGUAAUAUAAUUAAUUGGGAGCAUUUUCUACAUGGUCCAAAUAAAAAUACUUUCCAUUUUCUUAUGCUAAUUCCCAUGAGUGCCUCAACAAAAAUUGAGGGGGAACAUCAAAGGAACUAUGUAGUCCUGCAGAAUUUUAGUUCAAGUUGCAAUUUUUUAUUGAUUUAUCAAAGUAGCAAGGUGUAUACAGUUGAUUAAAAAAGGCUAAAUUAAGUCACAACUUUUCAUUAAUUCAAUAAUAUACUUUGACAGUUCACAGUGAUUAUGGAGACAAUUGUGGCAGCAGUUAGAGUAGAAGUGGGGGUAAGCAACGGAGGGGUAACUCGUCACCAGCGGGUUUGAAAAUCUCUUCAUAAUAUUCCUUUCAUAAAUAUUUUUUUCUUAAGACAAUACUUAUAAAAAGAAUAUUGUGAUCAGUUUAUUAAAUAUUAUGAACCUUUUUGACAGUUUUGUCUUCUUGAUUAAUGGCAGGAGACAAAGAAUGUUUGUAUAUUUAUAUUUUAUUUAUGUCAGUUAACAAUACAUGGCUUCUGCAUUGGCAUAUUUAAAUAAUCAAUUUUAUCUGUUUCUUUAGUUGAACUAUAAGAUGACUAUGAACUAUAAGAUGACUGUAUAAAGCAAUAAUGUAUACUAUUUGAUACAUCGUAUUUCCAUUUCAUGAUCUGAAUGCCAAGUGACUCUAUAUGAAUAUCAUCAUUCUGUGUUAUACUGAAAGUGUCUUUUCAUUGAGUCACAUUUUCAUUUUCCCUGAAUACAUUUAUAUAUGCCUUACAUUAAGUAAUGAUUUCUAAAGAAUGUCCUUGGGGUUCCUGCGAGACCCCCAUGGUAUUUUCUGUAAAUUUUAUCAGAACAAAAUGCUUGUUUUUGUUUGAUAAUAUUGCACUUCUAAAAAGGGUAACACAAUUUAAUAUUUUUCCUGCUGAUUAUCAGAUGCCGAUUAAAAGGAUUUUUUAAGUUCCAGUCAGAAAAAAAUUGUCAAAACGUAAAAUUGGAAAUGGGGUCUCGAAAUGACCCCUGUAGUAUUUUUCAUUCCAGCAAGACCGUGGUACUCGGAGGGUUAAGAUGGUUCAUCAUUAAGGGGAAGCUGUGGGACCAGAGAUAUCAUAGUAUACAAAAGAUACAAGCAUGAUGCAUUUUGACCUUAAUUAAUUCCUUGGGUACACAAUGGAACUAAAAAAAAUUAUAGCAUUUGAAUAUUAACAUUGAUUUACCUAUCUCUGCAUGACAAAAACUGUACUACUAGAAAGUGUGUAGUGAAUGAAUCUUGCUAAGUAGGCAAAAGAGAAGUAGAAGAUAUGAGUGAUGUGUUGCAAUACUGUGAAUAAUAGUGUGGAGUAAGAUGCUUUAUUUUAGUAUGAAAAGCAAUAUGUAUUUUAUGUAUUUGUUAAGUAAAAAUAAUAAAGUAUUGUAUCUAUGUACACAAAUUUAAUUGUCUGCUGUUAUAAAUGUAUUUUAUUGAUUAAUAGCUGUUAGUACAAACUAUUGUGAAAUCAACAUCUUUUAUGAAUUUUUCACAUUUUUUAAUCAUGAAACCAUUAC